AUGGCACCAACAAAGGUCGGAAUCAAUGGCUUCGGUCGUAUUGGACGCAUUGUCUUUCGCAAUGCCAUCGAGCACGACGAUAUUGACAUCGUCGCCGUGAACGAUCCUUUCAUCGAGCCACACUAUGCCGCCUAUAUGCUCAAGUACGACUCCACCCACGGACAGUUCAAGGGCGACAUCAAGGCUACCGACAACGGAUUGGAGGUCAAUGGCAAGCACAUCAGAUUCUACACUGAGCGCGACCCAGCAAACAUCCCAUGGAGCGAGACCGAUGCUUACUACAUUGUUGAGGCUACCGGAGUCUUCACCACCACCGACAAGGCAAAGGCUCACUUGAAGGGAGGCGCCAAGAAGGUUGUCAUCUCUGCUCCAUCUGCCGAUGCUCCUAUGUACGUUAUGGGCGUCAACGAGAAGACCUACAAGUCCGACAUCGAGGUUAUCUCCAACGCCUCUUGCACAACCAACUGCCUUGCUCCUCUCGCCAAGGUCAUCAACGAUGAGUUCACCAUCAUUGAGGGUCUCAUGACCACCAUCCACUCCUACACUGCUACCCAAAAGACCGUCGAUGGUCCAUCCGCCAAGGACUGGCGUGGAGGCCGAACUGCUGCUCAGAACAUCAUUCCUAGCAGCACCGGUGCCGCUAAGGCUGUCGGAAAGGUCAUCCCAGAGCUCAAUGGCAAGCUUACUGGAAUGUCUAUGCGUGUACCAACAUCCAAUGUCUCUGUUGUUGACUUGACUUGCCGUCUCGAGAAGGGUGCUUCUUACGAUACCAUCAAGGCUGCCAUCAAGAAGGCUGCUGAUGGUCCUCUCAAGGGUAUACUUGCUUACACCGAAGAUGAGGUUGUUUCCACCGAUUUGAACGGAGAUACCCACUCCAGCAUCUUCGAUGCCAAGGCCGGUAUUUCGCUCAACGAUAACUUUGUGAAAUUGGUUGCUUGGUACGAUAACGAGUGGGGUUAUUCUCGCCGUGUCCUCGAUCUCCUCAGCUACAUCUCCAAGGUCGAUGCAGGAAAGUAG
Messenger RNA from Glarea lozoyensis ATCC 20868, 1017 nucleotides. RefSeq names its product Glyceraldehyde-3-phosphate dehydrogenase-like, C-terminal. Gene Ontology annotation, molecular function: NAD binding; NADP binding; oxidoreductase activity, acting on the aldehyde or oxo group of donors, NAD or NADP as acceptor. The record is from RefSeq and is a predicted model, not a curated record. The coding region runs from base 1 to 1017 and encodes 338 amino acids. The transcript is spliced from 4 exons. Gene Ontology annotation, biological process: glucose metabolic process. Lineage: Eukaryota; Fungi; Ascomycota; Leotiomycetes; Helotiales; Helotiaceae.